This is a messenger RNA of Ilex paraguariensis (yerba mate), 2690 nucleotides long. The record is from the annotation of a GenBank genome assembly. Lineage: Eukaryota; Viridiplantae; Streptophyta; Magnoliopsida; Aquifoliales; Aquifoliaceae.
CAUUUAUAGCGGCUUUGGCUCCUCUUCUUCUUUCAAUCCCUAACCCCUCUCUCUGUCUCUCUCUCUCUCUUUUGAGGGUCACUCUGGUCUGGUUGGUUAUCGGACAUUUUAGCUGAUAAACAAGACUAACAUUGUCGUUCUGUGGAUGUAUAUAGGCUCUGUUACAGAACAGAUCUGUAUAUCUCUCUUUUCGUCUACUUGCUGAAGGUUUUCAAUCUUUGUUUGCAACCACGCUUAAAUUUUUCAGUGAUUUUGACGCAUUACAUGGAGAAGCCUGUGAGACUAUGUUCAAUGACUCUUCUGUUUCUGCUUGUUGGGAUUCUACCUUUGGUAUUUGCUGGCCAUGACUAUGGUCAGGCUCUCAGUAAGAGCAUUCUCUUCUUUGAAGCCCAGAGAUCUGGCUACCUUCCCAGUACUCAGAGAGUCCAAUGGAGGGGUAAUUCUGGUCUUAACGAUGGCAAAGCUAGUGGGGUGGAUCUAGUAGGAGGGUACUAUGAUGCAGGGGACAAUGUUAAGUUUGGGUUGCCCAUGGCAUUCACUAUAACAAUGAUGUCAUGGAGCAUAAUAGAGUACGGGAAGCAAAUGGCUUCCAGUGGUGAGCUUGGUCAUGCCAUGGACGCUGUUAAGUGGGGCACCGACUACCUCAUUAAGGCUCAUCCCCAACCCGAUGUCCUUUAUGGAGAGGUGGGCGAUGGUAACACAGACCACUACUGCUGGCAAAGGCCUGAGGACAUGACCACCUCAAGACAGGCUUACAAGAUCGACCCAAGCAACCCAGGUUCGGACCUCGCCGGCGAGACAGCCGCCGCCAUGGCCGCCGCCUCCCUUGUCUUCCGCCGCUACAAUCCUUCUUACGCCAACAAGCUCCUAAGCCAUGCCAGUCAGCUGUUCGAGUUUGCAGAUAAAUACAGGGGCAAAUAUGAUGGCAGCAUCACAGUGGCUCAGAAGUACUAUAGAUCUGUCAGUGGAUAUGCUGAUGAAUUGCUAUGGGCAGCGGCAUGGUUGUACAAGGCAACAAACAAUCAGUAUUACUUGAACUAUCUUGGAAAAAAUGGUGAUGCUCUUGGUGGAACCGGGUGGGGUAUGACUGAGUUUGGAUGGGAUGUCAAGUAUGCUGGUGUUCAGACUCUUGUCGCCAAGUUCCUAAUGCAAGGGAAGGCUGGUCAGUAUGCCCCAGUUUUUGAAAAAUACCAGCAGAAGGCAGAGUAUUUCAUGUGUUCAUGCCUUGGAAAGGGCACACACAAUGUAAAAAAGACUCCAGGGGGCCUAAUUUUCCGGCAGAGAUGGAACAACAUGCAGUUUGUUACAAGUGCCUCAUUCCUUCUCACUGUCUACUCCGACUAUCUGGCCUCUGCUGGGAGGAACCUGCAGUGUGCUUCUGGCAGUGUCCCACCAUCUGCUCUUAUUUCGUUCGCUCAAUCUCAGGUGGACUAUAUUCUUGGAGACAACCCAAGGGCCACUAGUUACAUGGUGGGGUAUGGAAGCAAUUACCCACAACAAGUUCACCACCGAGCUUCCUCAAUUGUCUCCGUUAAGGUUAACCCUUCAUUUGUUAGUUGCCGAGGAGGGUAUGCCACUUGGUUUAGCAGGAAGGGAAGUGACCCAAAUCUCCUAGCCGGUGCUAUUGUUGGUGGACCUGAUGCCUAUGACAACUUUGCUGAUGAAAGGGACAACUAUGAGCAAACAGAGCCUGCUACCUACAAUAAUGCUCCUCUUCUUGGUAUAUUGGCACGGCUACAUGGUGGUCACAGUGGAUACAACCAGCUCCUUCCAGUGGUUCUUCCUACUCCUAAACCCAUUGUUACACAACCAAAACCUGCUCCAAAACCUAAAGUAGAUCCUUCUCCAGCUUCCUCGUCUGCUCCUAUCAGUAUUGAGCAGAAGGCGACAGAUUCAUGGGUUACCAAGGGUAAAACUUACUACAGAUACUCUACAAUUGUGACCAACAAAUCUUCUAAGACUUUGAAGGGUCUCAAGCUUUCAGUAUCCAAGCUCUAUGGUCCUCUGUGGGGUCUAACAAAGUACGGUGAUUCAUAUGUCUUCCCAGCAUGGAUCAACGCCUUGCCUGCUGGAAAAAGCCUCGAGUUUGUGUAUGUCCAUUCUGGUUCUCCAGCUGAUGUGUCAGUCUCAAGCUAUAAUUUGGAAUAGGAGUGAGAAACAGGAUCAUGAAGAAGAGAAGAGGUUCAAAUUGUUUUCUGGGGUUGGAAUUGAAGAAUUGUGCAGCUAUACAAGAUGCAGUUCGGGAAUGUCUUACGUUUUUUAUUGUAAUUUUUUAGCUAGCUUUUAAUUUGCGAUUGGAGUUUGAUUAGGUGAAAUAAGAUUGAAGAAUGGAGGGAGAAAGGAGUGAAGAGACAAUUAAAAAAAGGAGUGCUCAUCCUCUUUCUCCUCCACUUCUGUAGUUAUAUAGAUAGAACUGGGAGAUCAGAGAGUGUGAAAGAGUGAGGAUUGAGAAGUGAAGAAAACUUCCGUCUCAACAUAAUUUAAGGAGUCUUUUGCUUUAUAGUACCUAGGAGCAGGUUUGAUGUUUUUUAUUGUUUUGCUUUUGUAUUUGUGAUGUUGUAAGCUUUACAACAUUUUAUAUUUGCAAUAUCAAUAUAGUUUGUGCAAAGGCAACUUGUUUAUUGACGAUGCACAAAGUAAUUUUGUGUAAGAUCAACAGUCGAGUGUGUGAUAAGGUGUAAUUAAUGGAC